CCGGCCGCCGCCAGUCCCGCCGCGCCGCCCGCCGACGGGCUGCCCUUCCGCCGGGGCGUGCGCCUGCUCGAGAGCGGCGCCGUGGACAGCGUCCUGCAAGUGGGUUUCCACCUGAGUGGAACUGUCACGGAGCCCGCCACUGCGACGGAGCCAGAGAUGACCUACAAAGUGGCCAUCAGCUUCGACCGCUGCAAAAUCACCUCGGUGACAUGCGGUUGCGGGAACAAGGACAUUUUUUAUUGCGCCCAUGUGGUGGCCCUCUCCCUGUACAGGAUCCGCAAGCCCGACCAGGUCAAACUCCGUCUUCCCAUCUCAGAGACCCUUUUCCAGAUGAACAGGGACCAGCUCCAAAAGUUCGUUCAGUAUUUAAUCACGGCUCAUCACACCGAGGUGCUGCCCACCGCCCAGAAGCUGGCGGAUGAGAUCCUGUCCUCCAACUCCGAGAUCAACCAAGUGCACGGUGCCCCGGACCCUACUGCCGGGGCCAGCAUCGACGACGAGAACUGCUGGCAUUUGGAUGAGGAGCAAGUGAGGGAGCAGGUCAAGCUGUUCCUCUCUCAGGGAGGCUACUAUGGCUCCGGGAAGCAGCUCAACUCCAUGUUCGCCAAGGUCCGCGAGAUGCUGCGGAUGAGGGAUUCGAACGGGGCCCGGAUGCUGACUCUGAUCACAGAGCAGUUCAUGGCUGACCCGCGGCUCUCGCUCUGGCGCCAGCAGGGCACAGGCAUGACGGACAAGUGCCGGCAGCUCUGGGACGAGCUGGGGGCUCUGUGGGUGUGCGUGGUGCUGAACCCCCACUGCAAGCUGGAGGAGAAAUCCUGCUGGCUCCGGCAGCUGCGCAAAUGGAGCGACAUGGACGUGUGCCCCUUGGAGGAUGGCAACUACGGCAAUGAGCUGCCCAACAUCACCCACGCGCUGACCCAGAGCGCCGGGCACAGCCAAGACUCCCUGGCCAGGCCGCGGCGGACAGUCUUCACUCGGGCCAUCGAGGGCUGCGACCUGCACUGGCAGGACAGCCACUUGCAGCGGAUCAUCAGCAGUGACUUCUACGUGUCCCCUUCCUACCAGAGGGAGGGGGAGAGCCUGCUCUUCAAUUCCCAAGGACAGCCCCUCUGGCUAGAGCACGUCCCGACCGCGUGCGCCCGGGUGGACGCCCUGCGCUCCCACGGGUACCCCAAGGAAGCGCUCCGGCUCACCGUGGCCAUCAUCAACACGCUGAGGUUGCAGCAGCAGCGGCAGCUGGAGAUCUAUAAGCAUCAGAAGAAAGAGCUGCUGCAACGCGGAGCCACGACCAUCACCAACCUGGAGGGCUGGGUGGGCCACCCACUCAACCCCGUCGGCUGCUUGUUUCUCACCUUGACCGAGGCCUGUCGGCUAGAAGAGGAAAGCUGCCUGGAGAUUUCAGAUGCCAGCGACGCCAAGCCCCCCGUGUACCAGCAUGUGCCAGUGGCAACAGGCAGCCCGGACAGCGGCGAGUCAUACCUGGCCCUGGCGCUGGAGGUGGCGCUGGUGGGGAUGGGGCAGCAGCGGGUGAUGCCCGAGGGGCUGUACGCGCAGGACAAGGUGUGCCGCAACGAGGAGCAGAUCAUCACCCGUCUGCAGGAGCUGGAGCUGGAUGCCGCGCUGGUGCAGACCCUGCGCAAGCAAUGCAUCCUGCUGCUGGAAGGGGGGCCCUUCAGCGGCCUGGGGGAGGUGAUCCACCGCGAGAGCGUCCCCAUGCACACCUUCGCCAAGUACCUGUUCUCCGCCCUGCUGCCGCAUGACGCCGACCUGGCCUACAAGCUGGCACUGCGGGCCAUGAGGCUGCCUGUGCUGGAGACGACCGCCCCGUCUGGAGACGUCUCCCACCCUCACCACCUGGUCUCAGUGGUGCCCAGCCGGUACCCGCGCUGGUUCACCCUGGGACACCUGGAGUCGCAGCAGUGCGAGCUGGCCUCCACCAUGCUCACCGCCGCCAAAGGAGACAUGCUGAGGUUACGUACGGUGCUGGAAGCCAUCCAGAAGAACAUCCACUCCUCCUCCCUCAUCUUCAAGCUGGCCCAGGACGCAUUUAAGAUCGCCACGCCGGCCGACAACAGCUCCGACACGACGCUGCUCAACGUGGCGCUGGAGCUGGGGUUGCAGGUCAUGCGCAUGACGCUGUCCACCCUCAACUGGCGCCGGAGGGAGAUGGUGAGGUGGCUGGUCACCUGCGCGACAGAAGUGGGCGUGCGGGCACUGGUGAGCAUCCUGCAGAGCUGGUACACACUCUUCACGCCCACCGAGGCCACGAGCAUCGUGGCAGCGACGGUGAUGUCCCACAACACCAUCCUGCGGCUCAGCCUGGACUACCCACAGCGGGAGGAGCUGGCCAGCUGUGCCCGGACCUUGGCGCUGCAGUGCGCCAUGAAGGACCCACAGAACUGUGCCCUGUCGGCCCUGACGCUCUGCGAGAAGGACCACAUCGCCUUCGAGACGGCCUACCAGAUUGUCAUCGAUGCCGCCUCCACCGGCAUGACCUACUCCCAGCUCUUCACCAUUGCCCGCUACAUGGAGCACCGGGGCUACCCUCUGAGGGCCUUCAAGCUGGCCUCGCUGGCCAUGACCCACCUCAACCUGGCCUACAACCAGGACACGCACCCGGCCAUCAACGACGUGCUGUGGGCCUGCGCCCUGAGCCACUCCCUGGGCAAGAACGAGCUGGCCGCCAUCAUCCCGCUGGUGGUGAAGAGCGUCCACUGCGCCACGGUGCUGUCGGACAUCCUCCGCCGCUGCACCAUGACGGCGCCGGGCCUGGCUGGCAUCCCCGGCCGCAGGAACUCGGGGAAGCUCAUGUCCACGGACAAGGCGCCGCUGCGGCAGCUGCUGGACGCCACGAUAAGCGCGUACAUCAACACCACGCAUUCCCGCCUCACCCACAUCAGCCCGCGGCACUACGGCGAGUUCAUCGAGUUCCUCAGCAAAGCCCGGGAGACCUUCCUCCUGGCCCAGGACGGCCACAUCCAGUUCGCCCAGUUCAUAGACAAUCUCAAGCAGAUCUACAAGGGCAAGAAAAAACUGAUGAUGCUGGUGAGGGAGCGUUUCGGGUGAGCACGGGCACAGCGAGAAGAGGGACGACGACAACGCCGAAGACACCAACCCCCACCGGCCAGUCUCGUUGCAUUCGACCAUUUCACAUCCGCUGAGGAUUCAAGGGCACAUAAACCAAAAGACAAGCAUGGGAAGAGCGAUCCUUUUUGUUUUGCUUCGUUUUGUCGUUCAGCCUCCUACACUCCCGAGCGUAUCAUACGUGAAUACCAAAAGCGAACCUGGACACCUGAUACCUCUUUCCUACGGGACGCGGCGCCCAGAGGCUGUGACGCGCCGAAAAAUAAAGAAAAAGAGCAAAGCCAAUGGCAGCGCCGGAGUGGCGGCUUUGCAACUCGCGGAGACUGGCAAACUCUUUUUUUUUUUUCCAUUUGUGAAGAUACUGAAACGAAAGGAAAAAAUAAUAACCCCCCCAACAAACAAUGAAAGUAACUGUUCUCAGGGAUUGCUUACUAAAAGUAACAAAAGAAAAAAAAAACAUUUAUGAUGCUGUAAAUACUAUAGUAUAUGUGUCAAUUAUUAAAUUGUAAAGUUAUAAUUAUUUAUAAUUCUGUCUUUUAUUUGGGGGAUACUUGAAAUUGUCAGGGGCCGGGACGUUUCUUUCUUGGGGUUUUUUUUUUGUUCGUUUGUUUUUUAAUUUAACGAGAAUCAAUAAAAGCAGGAGGAGACACACGAACGUUUCUCAGGUUUCCCCGGCCUCUCCGGUGCUGGAUGCGGCAAGAGGGUGGGGGAGGGAAGAUGCCGGCAAUUGGAAACCGAUGCCGAGCUAUGCAGGACCCCGGCGCAAGAAAGAGCAGGACCACGGGCCAGCGGAUGGGCCCCUCUGCACAGACACAGCGUGGGCUCGGAUCCUGUGGAGAUGGACGCUGGCUGGAGACCGGGCUCUCGCCUUGCCUGGCGUCUGCCGGAGGGAUUGCGUUGUGCUUCCACAGGGCGAAGCCGCCAGCUGCCAGGAGGAGGAGACGUGGGUGCACGAAGCAGUUGAGCCCUGGUGUACAUAGCUCGAAUUUGGGCCUUCCUCGCAGCGUGUGCAUGUGCGUGCGAGAGGUGCGUGGGCAUGUGCGUGUUGGGGUGGGAGCAGGAACAUGCCACGGGCUCGAUUUCUGUCCUCUUGUUUCCUAGUCAUGUCCGCGCCUUGCCGGAGCCUGCGUGAGGCAGGCCCGCGCCACCGCCUCCUGCCGCCCAGUGACUUGGACUGGAUUGGGCCGGAGGGAGAGCAGAGCCGGCUCUUUGUAUUCCCCGUGUCUUUGUGUUCCCUGGUCCCAUGUGUUCACCCCUACACGGGUCGGGAGGGCAGGGGGGGAAGUGACUUGUAGCUAGAGAAAGUGGGCUAACGACCUGCCGUCGGGUUCGGUUUUCUUUUGGUGUCUGCGCGACAGGCACGGGCAGCCGGUUGUGCGCAGUGUUUGUCGCCACCCAAGUAUCAUUCUCCAACCAGUUUGUUUCUUUCUCUUUCUUUUAUUUCCACCCUCGUGUGCAACUCUUGACCGAACUGUUCGUA
This is a messenger RNA of Gavialis gangeticus (Gharial), 4564 nucleotides long. It is a transcript of the gene ZSWIM5, whose product is annotated as zinc finger SWIM-type containing 5. The annotation marks the transcript as partial. Gene Ontology annotation, molecular function: zinc ion binding. NCBI's taxonomy places the organism in Eukaryota, Metazoa, Chordata, Crocodylia, Gavialidae. The record is from RefSeq and is a predicted model, not a curated record. The transcript has 14 exons. Gene Ontology annotation, cellular component: Cul2-RING ubiquitin ligase complex.